AGUGCCCUAUUAUUAUACCAAUUACUAACGUUAUCCCAAACAUGAAAGCGUUAUGUUCUUCACAAUGUAUAAUAUGAAGGAAUUGGCUUUACUGGAAUGACACGUCGUGUAAUAAUCGGAGACUUAGUAAUGUUAAAUUGUUGUUGUUGAUAAAGUUGGAGGGCAACUAUGUCUAUCAGGUGGAGUAUUGAACAAAAUGUGAAAGAUCUUAAAGAUCUUCAGGCCAGUACAAUGGCUGUGGACUGUCUUGGUCAAUGGGUUCUUCUUGGAGGGAAAAGAGCUUUAACGUUGAUGAGUCUUGAAAAUCAUGAUCAUGUUCGAAAAAUUGACCGGAACAGCAAAUAUGACAUCAGUUGUGUCCAGUGGAAUCCACAUGCUGUUGCAGCUGAAAAGUUUGCUGUAGCUUGUGGUCAGAAACUGGAUGUCUAUCACUGGCAAGAUGGUAGCAAUAGCAGCAAACCAAUAUGUUCCAUAAAAGCUCAUUCCCGUGUUGUAAGUGAUUUAGAUUGGUCACCAUUUGAUGUCAACAUCCUGGCUUCUUGCUCUGUUGAUUCCUACACUUUUCUCUGGGAUAUCAGAGAACCAAAGAAACCUACGGGAUCAUUUCAAACAGUUGCUGGUGCCUCUCAAGUUCAAUGGAACAAAGUUACCAACAACACAUUUGCUACAACACAUGAAGGGGAUGUCAGAAUUUGGGAUCCAAGGAAAGGAAAUACUGCUGUGCAGUAUAUUGCAGCCCACCCGUCCAAGAUUUAUGGUUUAGACUGGAGUCCAUUUUCAGAGUACAAUUUAGCUACUUGUAGUCAGGACUGUACAGUGAAGUUUUGGGAUGUCACAAAUUCUAAACGUCAGGAAGAAGUGCUAGUAUCCGGUUCUCCAGUUUGGAAGGCUCGCUACACUCCUUUCCAAAUUGGAUUAGUCACACUUGUUCUACCUCAAUUAACCAGGGAGCCAUAUCUGUAUUUAUGGAAUAUUUCUAACCUCAAGCAACCUGUGCACACUUUUGUAGGACAUGCUGAUGUUGUUUUAGACUUUCACUGGAGAAAUAAAGCAAAAGGCAGUAAUGAUUACCAGUUGGUGACUUGGUCAAAGGAUCAGAGUUUAAGAAUUUGGAAAAUAGAUUCUAACUUGCAGAAGUUGUGUCGUCAGGAUGCUGCAAAUUUUAUGGAUGAUAAUAUUCCAGAAAAUCUGUUACCCGAAGAUGAUGAAAUUGCCAGAGUCAGUGUUAGUGCUGGAACUCGAGAGCCUUCAUUUACAUCAAUAUUUCAUCAGCCACAAACCUUGUUACAAGAGUUUUCUUUAGUUAACAAAGAUAUUCCUAGAGUUGCAUUUGAAAAGAUGGAUGCUGAUAGUCGAACCUGCACAGUAAGUGCUGUCAGUAAAGGUCAUUGUGCCUCUCUUGUUGUUACAUUCCCUGUCAGUUACCCAAACAAUGCUGCACCGACAUUUCAAUUCACUCAGAGAACCACUCUACAGACAUCACAGAAAAAUGUCCUAUUGCAGGCUCUUGAAGACACAUCACAGCAGCAUGUCAAAAGAAAUCGGUCUUGCCUGGAACCUUGCCUUAGGCAACUGACCGCCAACUUGGACAAGUUAACAGACGUUGAACAUCAAACUCCUGACAAUGAGGACCAGUUUACUCUUCCAACAAAGUCAGGAGCCCCAAUUGUUCCAAAUUUCUAUUAUAUUGGGCAUCAAGAUAGUUCUGUUCCUUUUCCACGUACAUCGGGAGCUCGUUUUUGUUCGGCAGGAUAUCUGGUUUGUUUUGGUCGUCAGGCCUCCAGCAAGAAAGCUUAUACAGAGCGAACUCCCAAAUCUCUGUCAGUGCUAGCCUAUUUACAGUCAGGCAUGAGGUCACCCCAGUCAACAUCAUCCUACUCUGUCUUUUCUCGUAGCCCACCUACAUCUGAUGGAAUGUUCUCUAUCAGUAAUUACUAUGCUUUUAAAGAAAAGAAGCGAAAUCGAAGCCGAUGUCGUUCUAAAGAUACUUUAGAUUCAAAAGGUCGAGAUUCAGAACUGAAGAAGAUGCCAAAAGUGAACCCAGUCAUUAUUUAUGAUGUUUUACCUCUGCAGAUGCUUAACAAACAGUUAGCUGAAAACUAUAUAAUCCAAUUAAAUGAUAUUCCUAAGAUGUGCAGCCACAAUGGUAAUGCCGCACUUGCAGUUGGAAGGAAAGAUUUAGUACAGAUGUGGUCAUGGCUGGCUUUGGUUGCUGGAGGUGGUCAAGAUUUUAGUAAAGAUCCCUUUGAUGGUGCCCCUUGGGCUCAGCAUACUUUUGGAAGAAAACUAAUAAAAUCUUUGCUUGACCACUACAUGAGUAUCUAUGACAUUCAAACAUGUGCAAUGUUGUCCUGUUUAUUAUGGACAAAAUCUGUUGCUCAACAACUUCAACAACCUCCACAUUCGCCAAAACCAGACAAAGAGAAUAUACCACCAAACAGUGACCAUUCCUAUGUGGACAGAGGUAGUAGCCCUGAAGACUGGAACAUACUCUUUUUAAAUGAAUAUUCAAUGCCGAAUUGUCUUAGAUCCAAUAUUGAAGAUGAGUGGCCUUCCCUCACUCCAUCCGUAACAUUUCCUUGCACAGCUCUUAAAGAGACCUGUUCCCAAUUUAACAUCACUGCUUUAGUUCAUACAGCCAUCAAUUUAAGACGUUCAAACAGUUGGUCAGAUUCUUAUGAAGGGUUCAGAUUUACGGAAAGUGGUAAAGAUCAAAAGGAAUCUGAAACAGAACAACAUUCAAAAAACUGUUGCUUACUUGAUCCCAGUCAAUCAAGACAGUACGAAAACUUCAAGAAGUCCUAUUCCAAUAUUUUACAUAAAUGCCAACUGUUUAAUAAAUCAGCUGAAGUACAGAAACACAUGGCCGUUCUUCCAGAACAGAAGUCUACAUUAGGUGUUCCUUGCCAGUUACUUUUCAACAGAAAUAAACCUUUGGUCAAAAAUUCCUCUGAUUUUGAAUUCAAAGCCAUUUGUCAUUAUUGUCUUCAUGAAACAAAAGGUCCUCAAUGUGAUAACUGCCACAAGGUGGCAUUGCAGUGUGCAGUCUGCCAAAUUGGAGUACGAGGUUCUGCCAGUUUCUGUUUAGUCUGUGGUCAUGGAGGUCACACAUUACACAUGUCACAUUGGUUCCUCUCGUAUUCGCAGUGUCCCAGUGGUUGUGGUUGCCUAUGUAUUGAAAGAAAUUUAAUUGAAGCUCUCUGACUUAUUACUUCUGCACUUUUUAUUAUUACAAAUUGUUGUUUGAUUUCCACAAUAAACCUUUAGUUUUUAAUUUUU
Molecule: messenger RNA, 3279 nt
Organism: Octopus sinensis (East Asian common octopus)
Lineage: Eukaryota; Metazoa; Mollusca; Cephalopoda; Octopoda; Octopodidae
Product: GATOR complex protein WDR59
Exons: 29
Coding region: 169-3204 (1011 amino acids)
Molecular function (GO): protein binding
Source: RefSeq, a predicted model, not a curated record